Messenger RNA from Symbiodinium sp. CCMP2592, 1326 nucleotides. Lineage: Eukaryota; Dinophyceae; Suessiales; Symbiodiniaceae. The record is from the annotation of a GenBank genome assembly.
AUGAGUUUGGAGAUUGACAAAGCCACCUACGACAUCCUGUGCUCGGCAGGACUCGAGAAAAUGCCGCUAGAUUGGUACAAGGAAAUUCAAUCCAUCAUCACAGAGGACCAAGCCCGGACUGUUGUUGCGAACUUCUUCAAGGGUGAACAGUGUGUGUCCAUGAACAGAGAUGAGAAGCCAGCUGAUGGUCACGGGGUGGUGAUCCUUGCAGCGCUGCAGCUUCGACUCUGGUCUCUUUUGGAGCCGCGGGCAGUUCUGGCCAACGUGUUGUCAUCCAGCCUCGCCGGCACGCCGUCGAGUGGUCUGGAAGGCACAGUGGCGCAACAGCAGUGCGAUUUGGGAGUUGACUUAAAGACAACCGUGUCCCCGCCGGAGGGCCGCCCCGUGCGCCUUUGCUUCUGCAAGGCUGCACAAGCCAAGCUGGAUGAGAACGAAGCUGAACCCGAGGAGACCGAGGUAGAUUACACCGGCGUUGCGAAGGCAUGGGAAAACAACCCCAUCAUCAGAUCUGCCUCUCUCAAGAACAAGACACUUCUUCAGUGGAUAAACAGAGAUGAAGUGGGUGUUGUGACCAUGAAGACUGUCAAGCUGAAUGUUCCAGUUUUGACCGAGCUCUUGAAAAUCUACCUCCCCCAGUGCCCUGACGCGAAGACCUGCAACAUUGAGCUUCUCAAGGAGCAAGUUGCCAAGUUCCGGGAGGAGCUCUGCCUUGAGGAACACCAGGGAACCGUGCACUGCGAGGGUGCGGCCCUGAAGAGCAUGGUGACCAUCAUCAACCGGCGCAACGACGGCUGCAAGCGGCGUGAUCGUCGACUCCGGGAGCUGUACGAUCUUGUGACGCAGUAUUGGGCCCCGAAGCCUCGCAAGACAAAGUCUAGAGCAGACGUGGACGAGGAAGAUGAUGAGGAAGAGGAAGACGGAGAGUCAGGAGAGGAGCCGACAGGAGAGGAGCUGGCAGGAGAGGAGCCAGAGGAAGAGGAGCCACAGCAAGAGGAAUAUCCUGGAAAGGAAGGAGCCCAAGAUGAGUUCAAAGGAAGUACGGUAGAGGAUCCGGACUUUACCAGCCCCAUCAACGACCUAAAGUUGAUUGCAAGCCUUGGCAUCCUUGCGGCCUCACCCAAUCCGCCCUCUGCGUAUUUACCUCGAGCAUCGUCGCCUAAGCCCCUUCCGCCCACAAAUGCUCCGAGUAUAGACGAGCAGCUGGCUGCUCUGGAGUCACCCGUCUGCAAUCUGCCCGAGGUCUUGCAUUCCGGAUUUCAGGUUCGGUGUUGUAGAUGUGGGGCCUCUAAUGUACCAAGGAUCCAAGCUUGUAGCUUCGAUUGUUAG